AUGUCGGUCCCCAAGCCGUUGUCGGCCCUCCGGGGUCGCUGCUCUACCAUUCAUGACAAUUCUCUUUACGUCUUCUCCCCCGAUGCCUUUCAAUCAAUACAACUUCGUCAGAAUGCCACUUGGGUACAGAUGCCCAAUGGCACUGCGGUCGCCGGCGCGGCCUGUGCCAAAGUCUCCUCCGGUGGUAACGCAACCGAUACAGCACUUUUCGUCAUUGGGGGCGAAGCCACAGACAACACAUACCGCGGACUUCAAAGAUUCACCUUCUCCAGCAAGUCCUGGGAAACGCUCCCUGUCGUGGCAGAUGUGCUGCAAGGACGGACAACUCAUGGCGUGGCCUACUUGAGCGAUUCUCAGUCAAUCUUGAUCUAUGCUGGCUCGCAACCAGUCGCCCCUUCUGUUUAUUCAUCUCAAACCUUUUUGCUGUCAACAAAGCCGCCGUACAAUAUCGAAUCCUAUACCUCGGAAGCUCCGCCGCUGGCUGACCCGAUCAUACAGCCCUGGAACAGUAGCCACGCCGUGAUGGUUGGUGGCUCGGCGUCCAACACAGAUGUCUGGACUUUUGGACCCGUUGAGGGCUGGCAACGAUACCAGACGGACUUGUCCAAACCAUUGGAUCCCGCGGAUCGAGCGGUUGUAUUGGACGGUAAUGAUGGUAGCAAGGUCAUGAAUAUCCUUGACCUGCAAGCAUCACCUAAUACUGUUACUGGAGUUGUGCUGCAAAAAGCAGAUGGCACUCCGGCCACCACCGGACAAACUGUUGGUGGUAGUGUCGUGCGCUCAAAGAAGAGCAAGCGUGAUCUGACUUUGAGUAACUGGCCCGUGUACAACAGCACCAACGCUCCAACAGUGACGCGGGACGACAGCUCCAUUGCCCGAGACACCCAAUCGGGCCUGAUAGCUAUCGCAGGCGGAAGUACCAUCUUGCCAGUAGCUCUGUUCGAUCCGAACCAGAACAGCUGGCUCAACGCAUCCACGUUUUUCAACGCCAAGAACCAGCAGCCGCUCAUUCCGACAUCAACCAGCACGACAUCUGUAUCAGCGACCGCGACACCAACGGCCUCCGCGUCAUCGCCUGUUGCUCUGCCCGGAAGUGGUGACAAUUCGGGCCACUCGGAAACACUCAGUACGGUGGGCAUUGUUCUGGGCACGAUCUUCGCCUUUGCUGCGCUCUUCAUCCUGAUUCUUAUGUUCUUGCGCUGGCGCAGGCAGCAGGCGCUGAAGAACAAGGGCGCGGUUGACGAGAAAGCGAGUGCAGGCUUCCCAAACGAUAGCGAGCGAGGGUUCCCACCUGCAAUGAUAGAAGGCGCUGCUGCCAAUAGGGGACUAGUUCCACCAAACACAGAUGGAUUCAGAACGAAUCAUGAUUCAUUCGCAAUUAUAGCCAAUAAAUUCACCCCACCGCGGACAGCUGGCACUCAUCAAACAAAAGACAGCUUUGACAGCACUGCCCGGUUGGUCAAGCCUAGAGAUGAGAUGACCACUGGCGAACCUUUGGAGAUGACGGCCUUGCCCGGCCGGUCGCCCGUUGCUGGGUCGAACCUGGCGGUUCCUGGAGCCGGCCUGGACAAUGGGGCUCGGGCAGGAAAGACGCGCAGCACCGGAUGGUCGAGGUAUUUUGCAACAAGCGAGGCGGCCAAAAGCAAUCCUUUGUCGCACAUUCCUUCCGUGUACAUCAAGUCUCACAAUGACGAGAACGCGGGCGAGGGCCUUCAAUCCAAUCGCACAUCUCAAUUAUCUCGCAUACCCUCCUCUUCGAUCAUGGCACCGCUAGAUCUUGAUUUCGCUCGGGACGGAGACGGUCAACGACUGUCACAUGUUGCCUAUAGUUCGCCGUCAUUCGCCGACUCUCGAGAAGACCUCGCAAAGCUGGGCAGAUCGAUAGACCUGGAGCGAGGCCAAAAAGCGUCCAUUGUUAACCCGACGAGGAAAUCACACAGUCAAAGUUUUAGUUCUUAUGGAGAUCGGUCAACUCUAAGCAGCACCAUGACCAGCGACUGGUACACAACCUCGGCGCACUCGGCUUGGUCACCAACCAGAUCUUCAUUUAAAGAUCAUUUGAAUGAUCGGCCUGGCAGCAGCAGCACCCACGCGAAUAGCGUCUAUAGUAUUAGCGAUCGGCCUAGGCCUUCUCAAUCGCGCGGAAAGUCACCAGGCUUCUUUCCUGGUACUGGGACGUCCUAUCGGCCUCCUCGAUCGUCACACAAGGUCAAGAUGAGCCACGCAGCAGGUCCCACAUCUGCAUGGGCUUCACAUGACAUCAACCAUGAUGCACCAUUGCCUCCGCCGCCUGUUGCGAAGGCCGAAGAUCGUGCCAUCACCGCAAAGGAUGCUACAGGUUCAGAUGCCGCACCCUUUCAGCAGCACCAGCCAUCAAAAUCUGUUGCAUCAGACAUGAGCUGGGUGAAUCUUGAUCUCAACAAGCCAAACGCUUAA
Molecule: messenger RNA, 2436 nt
Organism: Dissoconium aciculare CBS 342.82
Lineage: Eukaryota; Fungi; Ascomycota; Dothideomycetes; Mycosphaerellales; Dissoconiaceae
Exons: 1
Coding region: 1-2436 (811 amino acids)
Molecular function (GO): protein binding
Source: RefSeq, a predicted model, not a curated record